Molecule: messenger RNA, 3324 nt
Organism: Danaus plexippus (monarch butterfly)
Lineage: Eukaryota; Metazoa; Arthropoda; Insecta; Lepidoptera; Nymphalidae
Product: protein FAM161A
Exons: 6
Coding region: 16-2103 (695 amino acids)
Biological process (GO): cilium organization
Cellular component (GO): cilium
Source: RefSeq, a predicted model, not a curated record
UGAUAUAUAAAAGUUAUGCAUCGUCAUAGUGUUUUUAAAAAUUCCUGUGUUAAUGUACCGAUUGAUCCUAUUAGUAAGAUGCCUAAAACGGCUUAUGAACGUAGUGAAAAGGAAGGUUUAACUGAACAGUGCUCAAUUGAAUCUUCAUCUUGUUCAGUUUCGGCUGCUGAUGUGGAUGCCAACAAACUGAAAGACUUUUACCGCAGCAUUCCUGAUUAUAGUGAUAUAAACCAUCUAUCAGAAAGUGAAUUUUAUUCAACCUUGAAAAUCCUUAGAGAAAAGAAGAAAUUAAUGCUUGGUCUUGCCGUAGAACAUAUAGAUAAUUGCAAAGUGAAUAGUGACAAACUAUUUGAAGAUAUAGAUAGAGAAAUUAAUAUGUCACUUUCUUGUACUACUAAAAAUAAUCCUAUCCAUCGAAGAAAAAACUCAGUUUCUCAAGUAAAUAAAACAUCGGAUUCUAAAGAGGAGAGUGUGUUUAAAUCUCAAAGAGAUUCUUGUAAAAGACCAACGUUAUGUAACAAAAAUUCCAGUCUCGAUGUCAGUGCUAAGGAAGUGGAUAAAAAUUUACAAAUUGAUACAACAAAAAAUAACUUAUUAAUGGUUAAAGGAGGCCAUAAGUUGGAUAGACCAAAACGAAAUCAUUCUGCCUGCUCAAUUUCUUGGCAUGAUGAUAAGGUCGAGCCAAAAAGUGAGGUCGGUGAUAAGUUCAAAAAUUUUUUUCAUGAUAAUGACCAUAGUCCAACUGUUAAUGAUGAUAGUAUAUAUAAAACCCAAAGUAUGCCUUCAAGUCCACUAAGAACAAGACAAACAGGAUCAUGUUUACGACCUACAAAAAUUCUUACUGUACCCCAGCCGUUUAAAAUGACGCAAAGAGACGAGGAACGCCGUAUAGUUAAUGAUUUUAGAAAUAUCCAAAAAUCAUUGUCAGAAGAGAUGUUACAUCAAAAACGGGAAAGAAAACGGUUUCGUGCGAGGCCAGUUCCAAUUGAAUCUCGUAUUCCACUGUAUGACAAGAUCCUUCAGGAUCAGGCAAUGAGACGAGCAAUUACAAAAAUAAACAGUGAAGCAGAACUCCGGGCCCAAAUGAAACCCUUCAGUUUCACUAAAAGGGAAGAGAAUGGAAUAAGUGGAACAUUUGAUCGUGCGAUAAAUAUUUUACCUAAAAGCAAAAGGAAAAAACGAUUUAAAGCUCGACCCGUUCCUAAGAAUCUGUUUUCAAAUUAUUUUUAUGAUAAAGUAAAAGAUGAAAACUUUUUUCGGUCAUUAAAUAAAAGAAUUCGUGCAGAGGAAAUGUUAAGACAUUCCAGUUUCCCAGGUAGCAUAGGCGUCAGAGAACGUAGCCGAUUGUCUACUCCCGCUGUACAUAGCGACUUACCUACAGAUCCUUCUCCAGUAGUUCCAUCUAUAUCUUCUUCUGAGCCAAAUAGGUCGUCCAGUCGAACAAAAGAAUUAAGAAGAGCAAGGCGUAUUAAAGAAGACUUUGUUACAACUAGUCCUCGACCAUUUCGAUUUAGCACUGCGGACAGAGCUUCUAAAAAGAUUAAUGAUAUUUCUAAAAAAAUAUGUCAAGAUAGUAAAAGUUGCGACAGUAUUGAAAGAAAUGAAACACCGUUUGAUAAAACUACAGCUUACACAGCGUUGGAUUUAAAGGCCAUUGUUGGAGGAAGAUCUAAUUUAGCUGCUUUGUUAAGAGCAGAAGCUGUGAGACAGAAAUUUGAACUCGAAUCUGCCCAACGAUUAGCAGAACAACGAAGACGAGUGGAAAACAGACAAAGAGACAGAUUACUUCGUUCAAAGCCAGCCUGGCACCUUGUUAAGAAUAAUUACGAAGAGGAUAUAGCUAUGAGGCUACAAACUCGACGGGAUGAAGAGAGAUUAAGGAGGGAAGAAUUUCUACAUGAAAUGGAACUAAUGUACGGACGAGUUCAGCAACAACCAAUGUUAUUUGAAAGAUACUAUGCUCCUAGGUCUGGUGCGUCCACAAUAGAUUUUGUAAAAUUGUCACCAAGAAAAACUAUUAAGAAAAAACAUGUUCCCAGAAAAAGUGGAUCACAGUUAUUGGCCAGUCCUUGUUUGUCGUUUGAAGACCAAGGGACUUUAUAAAGUAUUACAAUAUAUACAAAAUAAUGACACUCCACACUAAUAUAAUAUAGUAUGCAACUAAUAUAAUAUGCAAUAUAGCGUCGCACAAUCGUAAUAUAUAUAUAUAUAUAUAUAUAUAUUUUGAAAUAAGUAACUUUAGAAAAUAAAUUUAAAAAAUGCACUUAUUUUUUGAUACACGCUAAUCAUUAAGAAUUCGAUUUAUUGCCUCAAAAUAAAACCGAUAAUACAUUUUAUUAAUAAGGACAGUUAUGGUGUAAUCACUAGAGAUUUGUCAGUUUGAAUUGAAAACAUUUUAGAUUAAUAAGGGUAAUUUAAAUAUUGAUAGCACUAGGUUUUCUGUAUUAUCGUAAAGUGAUAUUAUAUCGAUUGUCAUUCUUAUAUGUCACUUCUGUUCUUAUACUUUUUAUAAUUAUCUUUGGUAUUUCAUAAAAACGUUAAAACUAUCACACUUGUUACAUAUCUCUAAUAGGAAACGAAUACUGAAAAGUCACCAAUAUUUUAAAGAAUUACAACAGUUCAUUCUUUAACAUUUUCAAGAAUCCAAUCCAUGUAAGAGGUGACUCUUGUAUAGAUUCCGGGUACACCUUCCCGGCCACAUGUCUUGGAGCCCGAACUGGUUAUUCCAAACAUGUACCAAUUUUCUUCAUAAUUUUCUGAUUCUAUUUUUACUAAUGGUCCUCCUGAAUCUCCAUUGCAUGUAUCUUUUCCUUUUAUACCUCCAGCGCAAAUUAUGUUUGGCUCAGUUUCAGGUGCCACUUUGAAAUGAGCUCGACAAAUUUCUAUUGGUACAGAAUUCAGUUGUACUUGGCGUUUUAUAACAGAUUCCUCUUCUAAAAUGUCAAAUGAAUAUUAUUAUAAUUUAAAGUUUAAGAUGUACAUUAUUGAUUAUAUUUCUGUAAAUCCUGGGCCGUACCAUAUUCCGUUUCUCCCCAGCCAGCUGUCCAAUAAGCAUUAUUGAUGACAGAGUCUUGCAUGGCAAUGUAUUUAGAAGCGGGUAAACAUAUGGGCUGUAUGAAAUCUAUGAAUAGUAAAUAAUUUUCAUAUCUUUUAAGUAUAAUAAAAAAUUACAUAUGAUUUAAAUUAUUUUAAUUUACCUGUAAAAUUCACGGGAUCUCUUAAACGAAUCAAGGCGAUGUCGCUGUUAUGACCUAAUUUUCCAUCAUAUUUUGGAUGGACAAUUAUUUUAUUAAUGUUUAUGUCAACUGUACUGUUAUUACAAAU